CUCGGCGGCUCAGGCGACCGGUGGUGCUGUCCGCGGCUCGGCGGUGCUGAAGGGCGGGCGCCCCGCGCGCCUCCCGCGGCGCCUGGGGCCGGCGGGUUUCUCCGCGCGUCGCUGCGCGGGUUGUUCGGUUUUGCGCUUGGUUUUGGGGAACGGAGAAGUAUCGCCCGGUGUUCGCGAUUUUUGUGCUCGAGGACCCGGCGUUUCGUUUUGGGUUUGGGUUUUUUUUUUUUGGUUUUUUUUUUUUUGGUUUUAUUUUUUUUUUUUUUUUCCUCGAGGACUUAAGUGACUCUUGGGUAAGGAACAGACCUGUAAAGAUGUUUAUGUGGUGGUCGGCUGUUUUACUUCUUGGAUGCAUUUUGCUGGGAGCAGAUGGAUGGCCAGCCAAGGAAGGAUAUGACUUCAGGCCCUAUCAGCCCCUCGUAAGGUUACGCCACAAGCAGGAAAAGAAUCAGGAGAGCUCAAGAAGUGAAGGAUACACGGGCCAAGAUGGACAUCUUAAGUCAUGUGAAAACAAGUACUGUGGCCUGGGUAGGCACUGUGUCGUGAAUGGGGAGAGCGGGCAGGCUGAGUGUGUCUGCAUGGAACACUGCAAGCCACACUACAAACCCGUGUGUGGCUCGGAUGGAGAGUUCUAUGAAAACCACUGUGAGGUACACAGGGCUGCCUGCCUGAAGAAGCAGAAGGUCACCAUUGUACACAAUGAAGAUUGCUUCUUCAAAGGAGAUAAAUGCAAACCUACUGAAUACAGCAAAGUGAAAAAUAUGUUAUUGGAUCUUCAAAAUCAGAGAUAUGCUGCUCAAUCAAAAGAUAGAAACGUUGGUGAGAAAAUGGCUUCAAGGAAACUGCUCGUAGAUCAGAUGUUUCAUUAUUUUGAUUCUGACAGCAAUGGACUUGUGGACACAAAUGAAUUGUCUCAGGUAAUAAAACGGGAUGAGCUUGGCAAGGAUCUGUCUGACUGCUCUCUGUUCGAUUUGCUGAAAUAUGAUGAUUAUAAUAGUGACAAGCACCUAGGUCUGGAAGAAUUCUAUAGAGCUUUUCAGGUAGUUCAGCUGAGUUUGCCAGAAGAUCAAAAAAUAAGCACUACUGCAGCAACAGUAGGACAAAGUGCUGUCUUAAGUUGUGCCAUCCAAGGCGUUCUGAGACCUCCCAUCAUCUGGAAGAGGAACAAUGUCAUUCUGAAUAACUUAGAUUUGGAAGAUAUCAGUGAUUUUGGAGAUGAUGGGUCCUUGUACAUUACUAAGGUUACUACAACUCAUAUGGGAAAUUACACCUGUUAUGCUGAUGGCUAUGAUAAACUCUAUCAAACUCAUAUUCUUCUAGUGAAUGUUCCACCAGUCAUCCGAGUGUACCCAGAGAGUCAGGCAAGGGAGCCAGGAGUGACAGCUAGCCUUCGGUGCCACGCUGAAGGUAUUCCUAACCCACAACUUGGCUGGCUGAAGAAUGGAAUUGAUAUCACUCCGAAGUUAUCUAAACAGCUAACUCUUCAAGCAAAUGGCAGUGAGGUACACAUUAGUAACGUGCGCUAUGAAGAUACAGGAGCAUAUACUUGCAUUGCAAAGAAUGAAGCAGGAGUGGAUGAAGACAUUUCUUCUCUUUUUGUAGAAGAUUCUGCUCGAAAGACCCUUGCAAAUAUAUUGUGGCGAGAGCAAGGUCUGGGAAUUGGGAACAUGUUUUAUGUUUUUUAUGAAGAUGGAAUCAAAGUCAUACAACCAGUGGAAUGUGAAUUUCAGAGACAUAUUAAGCCUAGUGAAAAACUCCUCGGUUUUCAGGAUGAAGUUUGUCCCAAAGCUGAUGGUGAUUCUGUUCAGCGGUGUGUUUGGGCAACUGCUGUAAAUGUAAAAGACAAGUUCAUUUAUGUGACUCAACCUACACUUGACAGAGUGCUUAUUGUUGAUGUACAGUCUCAGAAAGUUGUACAGGCAGUAAGUACGGAUCCUGUUCCAGUGAAACUACACUAUGAUAAGUCACAUGAUCAAGUCUGGGUGCAGAGCUGGGGAAACAUGGAGAAGAAUUCACCAACUUUGCAAGUGAUAACACAAGCCAGUGGGAGUGUUUCUCAUCACACAAUCCAUACUCAGCCAGUGGGAAAGCAGUUUGACAGAGUGGAUGACUUUUUCAUUCCUGCUACAACCCUCAUCAUUACUCAUAUAAGGUUUGGAUUUAUUCUUCAUAAAGAUGAGCCCAUGCUCCAGAAGAUUGAUCUUGAAACUAUGUCGUACAUCAAGACAAUUAGUUUAAAGGAUUAUAAUUGCAUUCCUCAGUCCCUGGCUUAUACACAUCUUGGAGGAUUAUUUUUUAUCUACUGUAAACCUGAUACCACUGGUGCUGUUCUGCCACAGCUUAUAGUGGAUAGUGUUACUGAUUCUGUGAUUGGAUACAAUGGUGAUGUAACAGGCAGACCGCACGUCUCUCCAGAUGGACACUACCUUGUCAGUAUUGAUGAUGCAAAGGGUCUCAUGAGGAUCCAGACCAUAACGUUGAGAGGAGAAAUUCAAGAUUCAUUUGACAUUCACACAAAUUUGCACAUAUCUGAUGUAGCUUUUCAGCCAUCAUUCACUGAAGCUCAUCAAUACAACAUCUACUGUAGUUCCAGUACACAAACUGACGUUCUCUUUGUGGAGCUCUCCUCUGGAAAGGUUAAGAUGGUGAAGAGUCUUAAGGAGCCUGUCAGGGCAGGCGAAUGGCCUUGGAACAGUAAGAACCGUCUUAUAAAAGACAGUGGCCUUUUUGGUCAGUAUCUCAUGACCCCUUCCAAGGAAUCUUUGUUCAUCCUGGAUGGACGCCUCAAUAAGUUAAAUUGUGAGAUCACUGAAGUUGAGAGAGGCAACACAGUAAUUUGGGUUGGGGAAGCAUAAGAAUCUAUGUUGAAUAUUUGCUGAAUUAAUAGUUUUACAGUACGUUGCACUUAAAUUAUAGCAUUCUUUAAAUCUACACCAAUUUCAUUUGAAAUUGUUCAACCCUUCUAUGCCUGUUAUUCCUUUGACUUGAAUGCAAUUUGAGUCAAUUUCCAUAUAAGUUACUAAAGCAACAGCUAUUUGCUAAUAUGGUAGCCUUAUUGAAUAUCAACCAAGAUUGUAUUGGUUGACUGGAAUUACUACAUAUUGAAAUUGAUGACAAAUACCAUGCAUUACUUUAAAGAAAAUAGGAAAAACCAUAAAGCUUCAGGGAAUUUAACAUGAUACUUUGCAUUUGUAAAUGGAAGAAUUGAAUAUGAUUCAAAUAUUGGUUUGCUUUGCUUCAGACACAAAAUGAGAGAUGUACAACUUUUUGUUCCUUAAACUGAAAUAGGAUGUCCUGUUUUGUCAGUUCACAGUUUAAUAUUUUUGUGCCUUGAAGUGAAAGUGUCACAAGAAAGGUAAAGCAUAGAAAUUGUAUAACUUAUUCCCAUUGUGACUACAGGAUUGCCUGUCAUUGGAGAGAAACAUUUACUAUCAAAUUUUUGUCUCAAGCUUUGGGACAUAGAAAGAGAAAAAAGAGAAAUUAUAUUUGCAGUGCACAGUUUUCUGAUCAGUGAAAUUCAAGAAGCUUAUUUUUAUGACGAGUCUUAAUUGAGAAAGCUGUUUUGCUGGUUGUUUGGUGUUUUUUUUUUUUCUUUUUUAAGAAAAAGAAUAGAUGUUAGGUUUUUCAGCUGUCACAGAGUUCCAUCAGUAAGGAGUCUGAGUUCUACUACAGAGAACCGCUGCAUUUACUUAUUCAGAGUAACCAAAUUCUGAGAUCUGACUACACAAAGCUUUACUUUUACUGACAAGAAAACUGGUAUUUUUUAAAAAAUGUGUACGUUUUAGGAAGCUGGAAACUCAGAGAAUUGAAGUUAACAAGUAGAUAAUAUUUUUUUUGUUAUUCAUUAUACCAUUGAUGCAUAUUUAUUAAACCAUUUGGGUAACUCAGCAAAUUUUCUAUUUCAUACAUCCAAUUGGACUAGUGAAAAAAAAUGCAAAAAACCCACUUCCACCAUCAAAAUCUUUUUUUUUUUUUUAAGUUUAUUAACCUAAAAUUCUAAUUGUAAUGAUGAGGAAACAUUUAAAUGGGAAAAAUGAGAUUCUCAGAAAUAAAAUAACAAUAGUCAGCAGGAUAAGAAAGCCAGCAGUAAACAACUAUCCAGACUUAGAGCAAUGACUUAAAAGUUUGGGAGUGUUUUUAUUUUUAUUAUGUUUUUGCUAAGGAAUGCUUAUAAGCUCUUAAACUGACCUCCUUUUUCAGAAGGAAAUUAAAAAAAAAAAUACUUUUUUUAAACAAAAUUGUACCCUGAUUUAGAUUGUGUAAAUUUAGAAAUCUGGAAUUUUCUAGCAUUGUAAUCUUGUGUACAUUUAGCAUCCUGCCCUUUGUGAUACAGUAAAUCUCUCUUUAGCUUGAGCAAAUCUCCUGGUAGGUACAUUUAACUGAAUUAAGAGUCUGCUUACAUUUCUAUUUACUGAAUCUGUUUUCCUUUUCAACAACCUUUCUCCAUUGUGAACAAACAAGAGUCGUGUGAACUGUCCUUUAUUCACUUAUUUGCAGUAAUCUGUCUCAUGCAUUUUUCUUCUGUACCUUACACCACGUGAAUGUUCUGUAUGUAGAAAAUGCUUGAUAAAAGAAGAAUAAACCCCAUAAAUUUUAAA
Tympanuchus pallidicinctus (lesser prairie-chicken) is the source of this 4598-nucleotide messenger RNA. It is a transcript of the gene FSTL5, whose product is annotated as follistatin like 5. Lineage: Eukaryota; Metazoa; Chordata; Aves; Galliformes; Phasianidae. Bases 315 to 2855 code for a protein of 846 amino acids. The transcript is spliced from 16 exons. Gene Ontology annotation, molecular function: protein binding; calcium ion binding. The record is from RefSeq and is a predicted model, not a curated record. Gene Ontology annotation, biological process: multicellular organism development; regulation of BMP signaling pathway; cell differentiation.